AUGGAUGGGCAUGUGAAUUUAUGUCGCGUGGUUGGAUUACCUUACCUGUGUUUGCAGUUUGCAGUUUGCGCGAAUUCGCAUGACUCACUAAAUAUAAAAUCGAGGUUUGUUUUACCGUUUUGGACCAAUUGGAAGCAGAUAGUUGCUGAUUUGAGUGAAGAUCAACCGACGAGGACGACAAGCUUGUCACUUCCUUGCAAAUCUGCUCAAAUUUGGGCGAAAAUAUUUUGCUGUGGGCUGCUAUUUGGUAACGGUGCUGGAUUUUGGUCUUUUAUGUUUUCUGCAGCUUUAGUCAGAGGAACAAGGUGUGGAUUUUCCUCCACAAGCAAUAGAGACGGCUUAUUCUGGUUAUGCUGUCUGGUUGAACAUGUUCCGACCAUUGCAUCAUCCCCUACAGCGACUUCAUAUUUCCGGUCUUUUACUGCCCACAAGUGCAUACAUCAAAGAACUUACAGAACACCAGCGCAACUUUCAGAAGUUCCCUCCUUAUCUUCUCCAUCAGGUUUUCUUUUAAUGCAGAAAUCAAACAUCUUUGAAAGCUGGCUCCAUUCCAGAUACAUAAGUAAUGAAUCAGUUCAGCUGAAGGCUGAGAAUGGUGUCAUACGGUUCUCUCUGGAUGAACCUGGUGAUAUUAACUCAGCAAAGAAGAGCCCCAAGAACAAAAAAAUUAAGAUGUCUAGAAAGGCUAAAUUGAAUGAGCUCAGGUUCUAUCGUUUGAAGGCCAAGAAAAAGAUGAAUUCCCCAAAUCCAGAAGUUAGAAUUAGAUAUAAGCUUGAAAAGGCCAAGCGAAAGGAAACCUGGUUGAUUGAGAAACUAAGAAAAUUUGAUGUACCAAAACCCCCUCCAGAAACAUCUGAUCCUGAAAUUCUAACCGAGGAGGAGAGGCAUUACCUGAAGCGCACGGGUGAGAAAAAGAAACAUUAUGUUCCAGUUGGGAGACGAGGAGUGUUUGGUGGGGUAGUUCUUAAUAUGCAUCUUCACUGGAAAAAUCAUGAAACAGUAAAGGUUAUCUGCAAGCCUUGCAAACCAGGGCAAGUUCAUGAAUAUGCUGAAGAGCUCGCUAGACUGAGCAAAGGCAUUGUGAUUGACAUCAAGCCCAACAAUAUAAUCAUUUUUUACCGUGGAAAGAACUAUGUGCAACCGGAAGUAAUGUCACCUCCAAAUACAUUAUCAAAAGCAAAGGCCUUGGAGAAAUAUAGGUAUGAGCAGUCCCUUGAGCAUACUAGUCAGUUCAUUGAAAAGUUGGAGAAAGAGCUUGAAGAUUAUCAUCAGCACCUUGCAAAGUUUAAAAAAGUGAAAGAGGAUACUACUAAAGAUGGAAUGGAGAAGCGUGACUCUAUCUUUGCUGGACCCAAAAUGUCACAUACAUGAGGCUCAGACAACCUGAUCUUGUUUGCUAUUGAGGAAAUAUGAGUGCGAGUUUCUGCUCUACUACUGUAACAAUAUCACCAGUUACCCCAUCUGGGAUGGAAUGUCAAGCAUCACAGAGAUUCUACUCCAAGGUUUUGCCUUUAUUGGAGAUGCCAAUGAUUGAAGCAGGGUUGCUCAAACCCAUUCCCCGGAUGCACCGUAACAAAGUUCAACACGACUUGCUCUGUAAUAUAUUUCAUAACAAGAUUUUGCAAGUGUGGUUUCAUUUAGGUUAGUACGGUGGAUGUUACUAUCAAUAUAAAUAUAAUAUUCCAAUGGUCAUUAGCUUUAA
Molecule: messenger RNA, 1702 nt
Organism: Cajanus cajan (pigeon pea)
Lineage: Eukaryota; Viridiplantae; Streptophyta; Magnoliopsida; Fabales; Fabaceae
Product: RNA-binding CRS1 / YhbY (CRM) domain protein
Molecular function (GO): RNA binding
Source: RefSeq, a predicted model, not a curated record